CUGCCUUUAGUUUAGCUAGGACACGUGUUGGGAAAUUGGGGAGCUUUCGUGUUGAGUAUCGGAUUUACAAAAUCAGACCUUUAUUUCUUUUAAAUUAAUAAAUACCAUAUCUGGCAAGUAAAUAAAUUAGUUGGAUCGGCAGGAUCAGUCGGAACUGAAAGGAGGUGCGAUUUAGAUUUAAUGUUGGAACAUCGGGGUGCUUUUAGCCACGGACUUGGGUACUUCCGGGAGGGAAUGGGCGGGUUGAAAAUUGUGUUUAGCGGGUUUCGCUUUGUUUCUAAAUACUUGAGCAUUCGGUAGCCACUCGCGCCACAUUUUGGAGGACGCAGAGAGGCUGCCAACGCCGAAAAAGUCUUCUUCGGGCUCUCUGAUGGCCACAUCUGUGGGGUUGGAGGAAUGGUAAUCCACCUUUCUGGAAUGAUUUUUGUAGGAUUUUAAAACUUACGUAGACCAAGCAUGCAAAGCUGCUGAGGAAUUUAUCAAUAUUUAUUAUGAGACAAUGGACAAGAGAAGAAGGGCACUUAUCAGGCUUUAUCUGGACAAGGCCACUUUAGUAUGGAAUGGAAAUGUUGUUACUGGGCUGGACGCCCUAAAUAAUUUUUUUGAGAUGUUGCCUUCUAGUGAGUUCCAGGUUAAUAUGUUAGACUGCCAGCCAGUGCAUGAACAAGCUACGCAGUCCCAGAGUACAGUUCUUGUGGUGACCAGUGGAACUGUGAAAUUUGAUGGAAACAGACAGCACUACUUUAACCAAAACUUCCUGCUGACUGCGCAAGUCAGUCAUAACAGCACCGUGUGGAAGAUUGCAAGUGAUUGCUUCCGUUUUCAAGAUUGGGCUAAUGGUUAAAAGGGCAAAAGUCAAUUAUUUAGGUCCUUUAGGUCCAGCAACAGAAGUUUAUCUGAAUUCAUUAAUUUCAUUGUACAAGUGCCAUAAGUUAGUAUGUUCUGAAACUAAAAUUCUUUAAUGUUUUCUUAUUUCUCAUAGCACCUUUUCUAGUAACUGCCGGUUUGAAUUAUUGCCCGUAAGAGCUUUAAUGCUUGUUUUUGACAUGCCUUAUAUACAUUGCACUGAUGACAUUCUUAAAUUAAUAUUAAACGUGAUUGUGGUACUAACAUACUCACUGUGAACACAGCCUAUUGCAGAAAUCCUUUUGUAAUACUAUCUAUGGGAUGUCAGCACAAUAUAACACUCUGGGAAGAAGUAGAAUUUUUUUGGUUACUAUAUUUGACAUAAAACACAUGCCUAUUUUCAGUUAACACUCAUAAUGCAGUUUUAAUAUGUAAGUGUAGCCUUUUCAAAUCAGUUCAGUUUAGCUUUGCAAAAGUACUCUGACACACUGAAAUUACAUGUAGAGAUGUUCAGUAGUCUUUUUCCUAUUAAGUUUUCUUAUGUGGACAUUUCCCUUAUCAAGUGAAUUAACUAGACAAAUGAAAAUUUUUUUCCACUGAUGCUUGAUUCUUAAGUACAUUUAGUGGCUUAAAAGCAAAACCCUAAAACAUUUUUCUUGGCAGCUUCAGGUCUGCAUAUUUUGGGAAUGUGUGGUAGUAGAACCAAUACUUCUAAUGAGAGAGGGAGAAAUGCAAAAAUCCAAGGUUAAAGACAAAAAUAAGAGGUGAACAAAUGGUAAUAUUUUGGUACUUAUUUUGUAUCUUCUACAAAUACAGCCUAUUUUGUGAUUUCAAUUAAUAAGUCAAUAAGUAUUAUUGUAAAUGGUCAUGAGCAUCACUUGUGUUCUGAGAAUUGUCAUCAAUAUAUAUCUCAAUUUACUCAAGAAUUUAUGGGGUAAAAUGAAAGCAAUAAGCCUAACUUGUUAGGGUCUAAUAGGAAAGUUGGAAACAAAGUCAUUCCUCUGUCUUUGUUACACCCUUUACUUCUUAAGCCUUCCAUGUGAACUUCAGGCCCAGAGACUUCUAUGUAUUAUCCACCCCAAAAUGAGUGAUUUCCCCACUCUGUUUUGUACAGUCAACUGUGUCUAUUACUUAAAUUAAAAUUAAUCUUAUGAUUUAUUCUUCCGUAUGGCAUUGGACAAAGAGAUCUGUUUCAGAACACUUUUAUGUGACUAACCCAUUGUCUUUUAAAAGGGAAAACAGAAUAACAGAUUUUAUAUCUGUACUUCUGAAGAAAAAAAAGCUAGCUCUGAUUUAUGGAUAAUAUGUACUAGUCUUUGCAAUUUUGUAAUGUUUUUAAGCUAGAUAUACCAGCUUUGUUUAUAUAUUACAACCAAAAGUAAUGCUUCUAUUAAAUUCAUUUCGUUUUCCCUAAUACUAUACACUGUGUUUCUGAUAAUAGUACCAAAAUGGAAGUGAAUAGAAGGGAAUGGAACUAAUAUUUAAACCACACCUUGUUAAACUGAGCAAAAUUUAAACAUUAUAGUAUUCUACUCAAAAGUGAGAUGAUUCUUAUUUUUGAUUUUUUUUUAAAACCACAGCUUUAGCAGCGAUAAAAAAUGCCCAAAUACUGCCCUUUCCAUUAUGGAGAACAAUCUCAAAUAAAAGCUGUGUAUAACUGGCAAUAACUGGACAACUGUAAAAUACUUUCUCUAAGCUAUAACUUUGAAAUAAAUAGAAAUUCUCUUAUAUAGACAAGACUUAUUUUUGACAUGUUCAUAUUUUUAUAACUUGAAAAAUAAAAAGUUUUCUCAA
Messenger RNA from Cavia porcellus (domestic guinea pig), 2640 nucleotides. RefSeq names its product nuclear transport factor 2 like export factor 2 (gene Nxt2). The coding region runs from base 500 to 844 and encodes 114 amino acids. Gene Ontology annotation, cellular component: nuclear pore central transport channel. NCBI's taxonomy places the organism in Eukaryota, Metazoa, Chordata, Mammalia, Rodentia, Caviidae. Gene Ontology annotation, biological process: poly(A)+ mRNA export from nucleus. The record is from RefSeq and is a predicted model, not a curated record. The transcript has 4 exons.